Messenger RNA from Perkinsus marinus ATCC 50983, 1128 nucleotides. RefSeq lists its product as hypothetical. Gene Ontology annotation, biological process: proteolysis. Gene Ontology annotation, molecular function: aspartic-type endopeptidase activity. The record is from RefSeq and is a predicted model, not a curated record. Lineage: Eukaryota; Perkinsozoa; Perkinsida; Perkinsidae. The transcript has a single exon. The coding region runs from base 1 to 1128 and encodes 375 amino acids.
AUGCCUCUUCCUCUGCCCAUCCGACUGCUCGCUUUGGUUUAUGCACUUGACGUGUUGAAGGUCAUCCGAGGAAAAACUUUGAAGCUCGAUGUGAAGUACAAACUUGUGAAAGGACGCGGCUUCGGAUUAUUUCAUACUCUGGUGGACGAGAAGGGCCAGAAGCUAGACGUUUUCGUUGACACUGGAUCUGGUGCUUUCUUCCUCAUCUGGAAAGAUUGGUUCGAGAGAGCCACUGGACACCGCUGCAGUGCUUGCCCUAUGGGAUGUUAUAAAUGUUCGAAGCGUUGCUCUGUGGGAAGCGUGACGACAACUAUUAAUUUCGCUGGCGGAUACACGGUGAGCGUGUUUCCGCAUGAAGCGAAAUUAACGGUGGGUCAGGUGUCACAGACGCUCACUCUCGGACUGAUAUUCAACCAGACUCCUGCCGUCACAGAAGUAACUCCAUUGAAUCUGAUGGGUAUUGGCUAUGAUAGAGGUUUGGCGAACUUCCCGUCCUUGAUGACGCAGUUGCGAUCGUCACAUACUAUAACGACCGAUAUCAUUGCUCUUUACUUGUAUCCUUCCGCUGAUCCCAAGAAGGCAACCGCUGAUGGAGGCCUCCUCCUGGGUGGAGGCGAUUCUGAAUUAUAUGAGGGUGCAUUGAAGUACGUCGAGUUCUCUAGGGACAAAGGAUACAUCGUGAACAUUAAUAAGCUACAAGUCGGUGAUGGACACAUAUUUCCUGGUAUCAAUGUAGAUGCAAUACUUGACACCGGCACCAACUUAAUGUACGCCCCAGGACUAUACUACGACAGGCUCAUCGAGAAUAUUAAAGCCCAAACUAACGAGGCUGCAGGUACGCAAGUCGACUUCAAGUAUGAUCGGGAGACAUGGGUCUUUCCCUGCCAAUACAUGACCAAAUUGCCACUAUUGCAAUUUGGCUUGGGCCCUCAGGGCAUGACCCCGUUCUCGAUGACAUACAUGCACUACGCUAGGAGAUUCCCUCCUACCGUCUGUCGUCUUGUUAUUAUGAAGGGCCGGUGGAGCGAAUGGAUAUUCCCCGAUCGUAUGCUGAUCAAUAAUUAUUUUCAGUUCGAUCCUACUUCUAAACGAGUGGGAAUCGGCAAGUUGAGACCGCGAUUUCCGUGA